UGAACAGUUACAUUUUGUGCUGACAUUGACGGUUACAAGAAAAUCCAAACAAGGACAACGUCUAGCUUAAAUUAAACAAAAAAUUGAUAAUGUAUUCAAAAGAGAAUCGGUCAUUGAUCGGCUGUGUAUAAAAUAGUGGUUAGUGUUGUGUUCAAAAAACUAAUUUCGCCACUCCGAUCUUCUAUUGAAGUGUUUAGUUCUCAAAAUGGUCGACAACAAAUUAGUAGAUAAAAUUUUAGAGCAGGGCCAAAAAUUGAGGGCUUCUAUGAUCGAAUCCAUUCUAAAACACGACCCUUUUAACACAGACAUAUUAAUCUAUAACAAACACUUCAACACUCCUCUGUCUAGUAGAACAGACAUGAGCAAGAACAUAAAAUUUAAGGAUCAUCAUAGUUCCUGCUCUGCAGCAGAUGAAAAACUAUUGGAAGCCUUUAUCAAAGGAGAAUGCAUGACCAAGGAGGAAGAACAAUUAGCUUUAGAUACACUUCGAUCUCUGUCAGCCCCAGAGUUGUGUCACACUACAGCAAGAAGCUUAAGAUCACAGAUUGAGCCUUGUCAUUGUACCACUUGCCAGAUAUAUAAUUCUUAUUUGAAAUCUGACAACAAACAUAGGCAUAAAAAUAAUCUCAAUGAUGAGACACCAAUAAUUACCUCUCACAGACCAGAGAAUCACAAUCUCCAUCUUUUAGAAUAUGUAAAUUCAUUAAAAUUGCUCAUAAAUAACCUUAAAUUAACUGAUAGAGGCAUUCAAAAGGUAUUAACAGAUUGUAAGGAUAAAAUGCCUUUAUUAAACACAAACUUUUUUGUGGAAUAUCAAAUACCAGAGCAAAUAGUGUCUAUUAAUUCUCAAAAUAAAAGUUUUUCUCAAAACCAUAUGAGGCUAUGCUCUAAACUUUGUGGUAAUUCUGUUUGUUUUAAACAUAUCUCUGUUCAUGAUAUUAAAAGUUUAGCUGUAGUUGAUCUACAACAGAUAAAUGUUGAAUUUACAAUAUGUUAUAGAUGUCCAAAACAAAAAUCAUCAUUUAUAUUAGGAUAUACAAAAUUUAAUUUUGGCACAUUCAUUGAAUCAAAAGAUCUGACAUAUCACAAGAAUUUAUCAGUAAUUUUAAAUGACAAAACUCCUAUAAUUGUUGGAACAUUGAAGCUAUCUUGUCACUUAGGCUGUGAUAGACUAUAUUUUGGCCAAGAUCUUGUAGAUGCAAUCAAAUUGAGUCAACUAGAAGAAGACACUUCUUGUAAAAGUGGCUCAAGUUCCAGUAGUUUGACAACAAAGGUAGUGAGGGUUCCACCUCUAGAACUUACUAAACCUGUCUUGAAGGAGGAGGUUCCUAAAACAGAAAAGAAAUCUGUGAGAUUAGAAAAGAGCGUUGCUCCUACUAAGGAUGUUGGUGUAGAAGUUCCAGAGAAACAAUAUUUGAAUAAAGACACACAGACUUCCAGAAGUCCAGUCAGAGAAGUUGAUUACAGAAUUAAAGAUGAUUAUGCUAAGCUGAUAAGAAAUAAUUUUGCACCACCAAUCAGUAUAGAUGAUAGUCAAGUAUUACUUGGCUUCAUCUACAUAUCUGAAGCACAAUUUUCAACAAGACCUGUCAACACAUACCUUAUUUGCCAGCUAUUUAGUGAAAAGGAGCUUUCAGCAGAGAGUCCUGUUAUAUUCAACAGCUCUUUUCCAGUAUACAACUUUUCACAGUUGGUGCCCAUACUUCUUAACAAUGAUCUGUUAUACUCUUUCCGAGAAAAUUACAUGCUGAUAGAAUUUUGGAAGCUUGAGGAAUCCAGAAGAUCUUUAAUUGGCUUAGCAAGAGUAUCACUUCAUCAGUUUUACCUGGCCUUCAGGAACUAUGUUAUUACACAGCAUCUCUUGAAGAAAGAGCUGCCUGUGAUUGGUUCAGAUGGCUUUGUAACAAUUUAUUCUCCGAACAGUGAUAAGGUCAUUGGACAAGUGGAAAUUUUGGCUGCUAUUGGUCUAGAAGAACAGAUUAACACACUGAAAUUGAAACGAGGCUUCAGUUCUGUCAAACCAAAAUUGCUGAGUUUUGCAGCAGAUAUUAGGCAAAAGUCUGAUCUUUUGUCUAGUAAAUCUGGUACUCCAAGACUUGUUGAAUCCACAGAAAAUUUGAAACAGAAAGAACCUUUAUGUUUGAAUCAAAAGUAUCAUGGAAAGGGCUUUGAUUCAAAUAAAGUGUAUCAGUCAAGCCGAAACAAAGAUAAUAGCAAUAUUCUAGAUUUCAGUGGAAGGCAACACAAAUCACCUGAGGAAUUCAAGCUUGGUAAAGUGGCUAAUAAAAAAAGUAGCACAGACGUAGGUACCCAAUCAGAAAUGGACGAAAAAAAGGACAAUGGUCCAUCAAGUCAGGACAUGUUGGGCUCAUUUUUGAACCAUCUCAUAGACCAAAGACAGAGAAAUGUCUGUGUCGAGAAUAGCACAAACACUGAACCAUUGCAUAUUGAUGUUGGUACAAGUGGUAGUAUUGAUAAUGCUAGGCAAAGAACAAAUGUGGAGCUGAGAAAGACGUCUGAUUUGUUGGAUAUGUUACAGAAUGCUUUAGCUACUGAUAAGAAGGAGAACAAAGAAAAGGAAAUAGAUACUAGUCAAGCAAAGGUUAAGGCUAAGGUGUCUAUACUUAGCGCCAAUCAUUUGCCCAGCAGGAAGAAGGCCAAACCAAGAAAAUCAAAAAACCGUUCGUCGAGAAACGAAGAUGUUUCACCAAGCUGCUAUGUCACUUUUGAAUCUCUAGUGAAUUCUGAGUUAUACACAACACCAGUUGUGUCAAAAGGCACAAGCCCUGUUUGGAACUAUACACGGGAAGUAUUCUUGUCCUCUGAUUUCCUGACGAAUGGUCAAAAAAGACUGAUUUUCAAAGUAUGGAGAAAGUCCACAAAUGCAGUAACUAGUCCAAAUAUGCAAACUGAUGUAGUAUUAGGAUUUGCAGCCGUGGAUUUGACAGUACUUUUAGCAGGAUUUCCAAACAUUCAAGGCUGGUUUAACAUUAUGGAUUUUUCUGGAAAAUGUAAUGGUCAGAUAAAUAUUCAUAUUAUGCCAUUAGAAGAUCUAUCUAAAUAUUGCUCAAAUGCAAAUGCAGCAAAGGAAACAAAAAUUAAUGAUAAUGUUCAGACUGUUCAGCCACCAGAUCAGCAAGAACCAUCUGAGUUGUUGUCUAGGGCUUUGAAGAGGAAGUUUGUUGAAUUGGAUGAAAUAACUCAAAGGUUACGUCUGAGGCUGUCAAAAGUGACAAAUGAGUCUGACAGCUCCAAUGAUGAGAUGGCAGAGGAGUUUGAGAAUGACAUCAAUGCACUGUGCAUUGAAGACGAUUUCGACACUAUCAAUUUCGAAGACGAGGCGCAAAAGAUACAAAAUACUAUACAGGCAGAGAAAAAAGUGGAAAAUUCAGGUGACACUUCAGACAAUGUGUGCAUUCCCGCUCUCAAAGGCCUUUCAGAGCGAUAAGCGAGCAUGAGGCUAUCUGUCGUUUUUUUAAUAUGCGGGACGCUUCACUCUCAUUCAUCGUUCUAAAAACGUUAAAUGUUCUCCUAAAACGCGAAAAACCCACCCAGAAUUAAUGUUGCAACACACCGGUUAUGCAAUCUUUGACUACAAAAGCUGCAUGUGCAUUGUUUAUGGGUCUGAAAUACGAGAAUUAGUACUUCGACAUCUGAAGGGAACCAUGUUGUCUGUCUUUUAACGAAAUAAUAUAAGUUUGGCCUUCAGAUGGCGAAGUAAGGCAUCCGCGCAUUCGAGAUCCAAUAACAAGCCGUAAGAAAAAAUCUGGAAGUAAAAAACUUAUGAUUGAUUAGUUGGAUUGGAGAAAAUCAAUUAGAUCUUUUCUUCGAAUUUGGAUGAUGUCAGCAUGAAAUCCACAGGAUAAGUUUCAGCUGUUACAUCUUUUGCCUUGUGUAAAACUAUUAUAUCUUCCUCAUCGUUGCAUAAUAAUAUCCUUUACAUGAAACAAUCAGGAUAUAGUAUCAGUUAGCAUUGAAAUAGAACGUGGAGGGCUAUUUGGAGUAUCCAAAUCUCUGUUUUCUAGGUGUAUCAUUAUUGAUGGAAGACGAAGACGGUAAAGGUACAUCGAACUAUUGCAAUUUAAUGAGUUGUUCAGAAAAUUCUUUAAUAAAAAGUGACAAUCCUGCUUCGAGUAUAUCACUAAGCGAGGCGGAUAAUGAUGUGACUGGAAACAGUAACUCUGAUCAGUCUAUAAACAAAGACGUUUCAGAGAGAGAACGGAAAAAACCAAAACAUACAUUAGAUCAACAGCUCCAAGAAGGAAAACAACACAUAAACUCCCUCCUCGAAAAACUUACCCUUCUCUCAUCUGGAACGCUAACCAGCAGAUACGUUUCCGGAUGUUCAACUUCUGGUACCAAUUUGGACACGGAAGCGAUGUUAGAAAAAUUGGACCAUUCUUCAAGGCCAAACAUACAGUCCUCUUUGGGCUUUGACCCAGAGAAGUUUGAACAUUUAUAUGGCGAUGUACUUAUUCCAAGUGGUCAAACAAGUAGUUCGAGUCUUAUAACGGAGAUUACUGGAAGGAGGCCAGCUCCAGAUGGGGAAGGCGGAUCCUCCAAUUCUAACUCUGUUAGUACUAGUACUUUACCAAGUAAUAAUCAGAAGUAAUACAUAAUAGUUGUACUUUUCAUAUAUUAAGCAAUAAUUUCGUGAAAUAUAUACAGCCUGUGUAUGGCAACAUUUAUUA
Messenger RNA from Acanthoscelides obtectus, 4691 nucleotides. Lineage: Eukaryota; Metazoa; Arthropoda; Insecta; Coleoptera; Chrysomelidae. The record is from the annotation of a GenBank genome assembly.